AUUUUAUAAAACAACUGCAAUUUGGGUCUGCCUGCCGGAGGAGGGUCUCGUUUCCUCUCAUGUCGCUCCCUCGGCUCUUAAUCAGAAAAUCCCAUCUAAUGAAAGCAAGUGUCUCUUCUGGUGGGGGGGUUCUGCCAUCCGAAACCGUUCGGCUCUAUCUUUGUAAAAUAGGUAAUGAACGACGAGUCAGCACCGGACAGCUGCACGAAAAACUCUGGGUGCUCCAGUAUUGAGCAAAUGCUGGCUGUGAAUCCCGGAAAGACGCCGAUCAGUCUGCUGCAGGAGUAUGGAACGCGGAUAGGCAAAACCCCAGUGUACGACCUGCUGAAGGCGGAGGGACAGGCCCACCAGCCCAACUUCACCUUCCGAGUCUCCGUUGGUGAGAUCAGCUGCACCGGCCAGGGCCCCAGCAAGAAAGCGGCCAAACACAAAGCAGCUGAGGCUGCCCUGAAGAUGCUAAAAGGAGGCCUGGGAGGUCUCAUUGGAGUUAGCGUCGGAGAAGAGGGGUUUAUAAGUGUUGAGGAAGCUGUUGAAGAAGACAGCACCCAAAUCGAAAUGAAGACAUCCAGCACUUCACAGCAGUCAGAAUGCAACCCUGUGGGAGCUCUGCAGGAGCUGGUGGUGCAGAAAGGCUGGCGCCUUCCCGAGUACACCGUCACCCAGGAGUCCGGCCCAGCACACCGCAAAGAGUUCACCAUGACGUGCCGAGUGGAACGAUUUGUAGAAAUAGGCUCCUGUCCCUCGGCAGGAAGCGGCACGUCCAAGAAGCUGGCCAAGAGGAACGCGGCGGCCAAGAUGCUGGCCCGCAUCCACGACGUGCCGGUGGACCUGAGGACCCCCAACGAGGCGGACCCCGAGGACGACACCUUCACCAUGAACAUGGGCAGCCGGGCGGAGUCGGGGAAGUGCAAAGGCCUGGGCUGCACGUGGGACUCGCUGCGGAACUCGGCGGGGGAGAAGAUGCUCCAGCUGCGGAGCCACCCCCUGGGCACGGCCCCCGACUGCACCUCCUGCUCCCUGCUGACGGACCUGUCGCUGGAGCAGCGCUUCGACGUCAGCUACCUGGAUCUAGAGGAGCGCAGUCGGAGCGGCUUCUGCCAAUGUCUGGUGGAACUGUCCACCCAACCAAUCACGGUGUGCCAUGGUUUCGCUCCCAACACGGACGCUGCGCGGGCCAACGCCGCCCACAAUGCACUGCAGUACCUCAAGAUAAUGGCCGGAGGAAAGUGAUACGACCACCACCUUGUGCUUUCUUCUUUCUUUCUAUUAUAUUCUGAAACUUGUAGUCAACAGCAACAGAGCCAUGUUGAAAGCCCCCCAAUGAAAGCACUUCACCAUGCGGAUAUUGCCUCUUUUGAACUUUUGAACUUCAGUUAUUAGAGAUGGAACUCAAUUCGCCAAAUUCCCCCAUCGGAGUCUGUCCAAUCGAUCUCUUAACAUUUUUAGCCAAUGGACCUAUGGCUGUACGAAAUGUUGACACUGUUGCACAGAUGUCUCCAAAAAUAUCCCAUCCCCAUGUGAAAACACGUAUUCUAUUAUGUUCAAUCAACAGUUGUCUGCCAUUCAGAAAGGAGCAGGGGUCAUAGAUUUGAAAAUAAUGAACUCUUGUAAAAAUUGUGCUUCCUUCCUUAUCUCCACUUCUGUAGUCGGAUGACAUCCAAAUCACCAGCCAUGUUGCUAAGAGACUUUUCAAGCUGCUAAGACUUUUUCAAGUAGACCGUUAUUUUAAAUUCAUCCAUUUUUAGUCAUCUACUGUUCCCCUUUGAUUUUAAAGAUGUCAAAUUAAGAAUUCUUAAUAUACCUUUUUCCUUUAAGUGUGUCCUCUUUAAACGGUUUAGUUAAAAUUUGUAUUUGAUCUAUUUAUUUGACACUAACUUAAAGCAGCGGUUAGGCUUGCAUAGAUAUACAUUUUCCUUGUUACCUCAAUGUUGGAUUGUUUUUACAUUCAAAACCGUUUUUAGAUAAAAGUAGGUAUUGCUGGCUCCUUGCGCAGUAUAGUGUACAUUUUAAACCUUUUGUUUAAAGGAUUUCAGGAUGUAUGAUUGCAUCUACACUGAAGGUUAAUAAUAUUGCAUUUCAUACUCCUGAAAAACUUCCCAAUUGGAUCUGGAAUUGUUUAAGUUUUAGCAUUUAAUGGUAGCCAUCUAUCUAUUGGAAUCCUUUCAAAUCUCUGCAUACAAUCUAACAAAGGCUAUUUCUUCUUACCUCCAUUAAGAACAAUUUGGCCAUUAGUUAGUAUGGAGUAUGUGGACUUUCCUAAUUUGUCUCCUAAAUACCAAUGUGGCAUGAAAAAAUCCAUUCUGUCAAGGACCUACGUAUGUCUAUGACCAUGUAUGCACUUGCUGUAAACCUUUUUAGAAAGUCCCUAUUGUGAUGGAGCCACAUUUACAAAAUGUACUGCAUUUCCUUUUGGUCAUGAAUUCUAUUAUUCUUUUUUUAACAGCAGACCUCAGUGUGUGUAGAUUAACACCUUUUCUGAUGCAAAUGUUUUACUUCAUGGGCAAACAACAGUACAGGCGGUGCACCUGAGUGAAUCACGGCCUUUUGCACAGCAUCUCGCAACCAAGUGUUCCUGAAUCUACCUCGAAAUGUUAGCACAUUGGCACAACUACCGUGCAGUCUUUGACAAUGUAAAGAUAAUUCCUGUUUUUGUUUUUCUAAUUUCGGAGUGUUGACUCAAUUAUGUGAGCUAAAUUCUGUUUCCCUUGAAACAUUCUGUACCAUAUUGCAAAAUGUAGCAAUAUAGCCAAAAUGUCAAAAUGACAUUUUAUUUUUCACAUAAAAGCAUUGGGUUUAAUUGAGGAUGAAAUAAUUGAAACGUGCUGUAAUUUGUUUAGUUAUAAUACUUUUUACAUUUUAUUCAAAUAAAUAGUGAAUCUUAAACCAA
This is a messenger RNA of Gadus morhua (Atlantic cod), 2887 nucleotides long. RefSeq names its product TAR (HIV) RNA binding protein 2 (gene tarbp2). Lineage: Eukaryota; Metazoa; Chordata; Actinopteri; Gadiformes; Gadidae. Gene Ontology annotation, biological process: regulation of viral transcription; regulation of miRNA processing; siRNA processing. The transcript is spliced from 7 exons. Gene Ontology annotation, cellular component: cytoplasm; RISC complex; nucleus. The record is from RefSeq and is a predicted model, not a curated record. Gene Ontology annotation, molecular function: double-stranded RNA binding; pre-miRNA binding; siRNA binding. The coding region runs from base 175 to 1230 and encodes 351 amino acids.